AUGGCAGAAGCUUCCGGAAGGAUUGGAAAGCAUGGAGAGACUAUCACAGAAGAGCUGCCACUGUACUACAGUGGUCAGAUGCAGAAAAAAGACAAAGGAGAGAACCUGGAGCUACAUAAACUGAAAUCCAUGGAGCAAGUGUCCUCCUCAAAGAGCCCUGAGUGUGACCCUAUCUACAAACUCAAGUUCCCCAAGCAGGAAGUACAACUUAAGUUUGAUAAUGUGGACACAGCAGAGUUGUGGAGAGGCUUUAUCUUGGCCGUGUCUAAACUGCCGAUCCCACGGUUGCAGCUCCUCCCUCGUCAGAUCACGAGGCUGAGGGAGAUUCAAACCGCAGAGGAACAACGGCGGGCUGUAAAAAAGGCCUCCCUGCAGACCCCCAAGAUGUCCAAAACUCCUGCCUGUUUUCUGAAAGUGUCUCGUGAAAAGGCAGAGGAGCUACUACAACAGCACCUGGACUGUGGUAGCAUCAUCCUGAGGCCUGCAACUGACAAACCACAUUACUCCAUCACAACUAGACAGGUUUUUCCCAGUGGUCCACUUGUUAAUCACUACAAGAUCAUUUCCAGUAAAUCUGGCUAUACUAUUGAACUGGAUGAGCCUGUAACUGUCAAAACCCUGCAUCAAGUGGUGGAUCACUUUGUGGAGAAAACAGCCAAUCAACUACAGCCUUUCACAAAGUCAGAGCCUCAACCUCAGUGCACACUCGCAUAGAGGAGCAUCUGCUGGUAGCUUCUGGACUUUGACCAUCAGCAUCCAGUGUCACCAUCAAGUGCUCUGCCACAGCACUCUGUGACAGAGAGAGAGAGGAAGACAGUACAAGAGCGGAGCUUGACUGUAAUUAGGUUGCUGCAAUACACUUCCUUCUGCUGCAUGUUUAUUGUCUUCAGCAGGCAGACUGGACUUCUAAUUGGCUAUUACUGCACUGUCAAACUUCUGCCUGAUGCCAAAAUAUGUCCACCAUCUGUGUAUAUUACAUUAACAUACACCAAGAAACUCUAUAUCAGGGGCUGAAUCUGUGGCUCGCUAGCCACACACAGUUCUU
Messenger RNA from Sardina pilchardus (European sardine), 1045 nucleotides. RefSeq names its product signal-transducing adaptor protein 1-like. The transcript is spliced from 8 exons. Bases 1 to 714 code for a protein of 237 amino acids. The record is from RefSeq and is a predicted model, not a curated record. NCBI's taxonomy places the organism in Eukaryota, Metazoa, Chordata, Actinopteri, Clupeiformes, Clupeidae. Gene Ontology annotation, molecular function: signaling adaptor activity.